Pocillopora verrucosa is the source of this 2341-nucleotide messenger RNA. RefSeq names its product myosin heavy chain, clone 203-like. The record is from RefSeq and is a predicted model, not a curated record. NCBI's taxonomy places the organism in Eukaryota, Metazoa, Cnidaria, Anthozoa, Scleractinia, Pocilloporidae.
GCUUCCCCGAAAUUUGCUGUAGUCAUAUUACAAAUAGAGACUGCUGUUUACCAUUGCCCACAUUUUAAGACCAAGAAGCAGAAAGGAAGACAAAGCAAAAUGAACUGUACUAUCGAAAGCCAGAUGGUGUUUUAUGAUGCCGCAAAUGGUGAUGAGAGUAUUGAACUGGUCAAUAGCUCUCUGGAAACAAAUGCCAGCAGCCAGGAAACUGAAUCAGAGAGAACUGACAUUGUAGAGGCACAAGUGCUCCCUAAAAACACCAAGGGGCGUUUGUACUUUAGUAAUCAAGAGGGCCUUGACGCCAGUAGGAACAAAGUGCAGUCACGUCCAAAAAUUGAUGAACAGAUCAAGGGACACAUGACAACACUUUCUGAAAUUCUUGAAAAUCCAGAUUUUGCUGAUUUCCAUCAUAUUGUAAAAGAGGUCAAUGAAAAACUUUUGGGUGCCAUUGAUUAUGCUGCAAAGAAUUCAACUUCCCUGAAUGCAGUAACAGAAUUGCUGGGAUCCUGUUUUGCUGUUCUUCUGGAGGCCUGUCAUGGAGUGGCAGAUAAGUUUGAGCUUUCAGAUGAUACUGUGGAGGCCUUGGCAGACUUCAAAAGAUGUGAAAGGGAGAGAUAUGAUCUCCUUAAAAAGACAGAGAUGGACAGAGCUGUUGACAAGAGAGAGGAAGGAGUUACUUUACUUGAACAAGCCAUGACAAAAGGAAAGGAAGAUGUCAAAAAAGUACUAGAGAGACAGAAGAAGACAGAGGAGGCACAGACUUUGCAGAAGUUUCUCAACAAAAGUGAAGAACUUGAACAAGAAAUUAACAGAGAAAUUGAGGAGCUGAAAUUAAUGAGUGACAACUGUGAAGCUGAUGUGGCUAAGAUAGCUGAAAGCCUCGACACCCUACGUGAGUCUGCUGAGAUUGCCCUCAAAAAGUACACACAGAGAGACCAGAACUUGUGCCAAAAAUUACAGCAGAAUAGAAAAGAACAGGAAGAACUGCAGAAACGGUUGAAUGCUCUCAAGGAAAAUGAGCAAAAGUUGGAGGAAGAAAGAGAGAAGGAAAACAAUACCCAGAAGAGAGCAGACUCAACAGCAAUGGGAGCCGAAAAAGAGUUGGAGAAGUGGCGUCAGCAAAUACAAGAGUUACAAGACAGGUGUCAGGCUGCUCUCCAUGUUAUGGAAGAAUUUAGAGAUGGAUCCAGUAAAUUAAUGGAUGCUUCUGUGGAAAGCAAAAAGAAAGAAGAGCGUGAGCUGCACAAACUGGACAUUAUGGCUCACAGACGACUGCGAGAUGCGACGGCAGCAGCUGCUGUUGAAUGCCAACAACACAUUGAAGAUUGCGAUAAGAACAUUAAAUUCCUCAAAGAUACGAUCACAUCUCUGAAAGCAGAAAGGAAAGCUAAGGCUAAGAUUGCCUUGAAAGUUGUCGUUGAUGAAAUCGUCGAGAAGUUGAAGAAAUAUGAGGAGUCUUAUUCCGAGAGCAAACAAGCCAGAGCCGAAAAGAAUCAAAAAUUUGACAUCUACACCAAAGAGAUGCAAGACUUAGAUGAACGGCUGGAAGCACUUGGAGAAAUCGUGGAGGCAUUUGAUGAGAUAUAUCGCCGAGUGCAGCGGGAAGUGAAUGCUCUGUGGGAAGGAGAGGACUUCUCCUCUUUGGAAGACUGAUUGGGGCCCGCCACUGUGAUGUUGAACGCUUGUACAUAUAUUACUUUUCACAUUCAGUACCAUAACUGUUAAGCUACGUCUCAAAAUGAUCGUAUCGCCAAAUGUGUGCUUUUUAAAGUUAAAUCCUUACUUGUUUCUGGAAAAAGUUUAUUGUUGUUUAAGCAGAAUUUGUUAUUAUAAAGUGAAGACGAUAUGGGCUUUCGCUGUUCCAGUCACGGAAAAGCCAAAUAUUCAGGUCUUUAACAUAAGCUUUUUGGUAGUUUUGAAGUGGCUAGGUUCUGGGUAGCUUCUGGGGAUAAAUUAAGCUCAUUUAAAACUCUUGCAGAGACUAUCUGUCACUGCUUGCAGUCUGUCAUAGCAGAUAAACAAUAUGUUUACAGCAGUUUCACUCAGGCUUAAGUUUAAAAUCAGGUGAAUGGGAAAGUGCUUUUUACAAUAAUUGCGCAAAAACUGUAAUAAUAGUUUUGCUGGCAGACUGUUAGGGUUUUAUGUUAUCGUUGGGGUGAUAAUACCAGUUUUCAAAAAUUGUUCUUCAACAUAUAUGCUAUGAAGAGCUCUGUAAAGAACGAGUCUGGAAUUUAUUUGAUGAUAAAAAGUAAAUCCAGAUUUAGCGUAGUAAAUUUCGAUAUACGAUAUACUUUCCUUAAAGAUUUUGAGUUUCAGAAUAAAACGUUUGGUUCCCUUCGAA